Symbiodinium sp. CCMP2592 is the source of this 3900-nucleotide messenger RNA. Lineage: Eukaryota; Dinophyceae; Suessiales; Symbiodiniaceae. The record is from the annotation of a GenBank genome assembly.
AUGAGGAUGUCAUGCAAGCGCCAGCGGGUUAUGAUUCGGGAUCGUGCAGGCAGCACAAUCGGCGACCUCUACGACUGGCCGUCGAAGUUGGCAGCCAAGCUUCAUCGCAUACCACGUUUGCGAUAUGGCUGGAAAGCCCACUUGGCCAAUGGCAACUGCAUGGUGAUUUACUCCGACCAUAGCGGGUGUGGCAAUGGAGAGGAAGGCUUGCUUGAUGCCAUCACCGCGCUAAAGGAGCACUUUCACUUUGCAGAGGGCACAGACUCUGCAGACCUGUUGGAACCCGUCGUGCACAGCGUCUGCGACCCGGAUGUUCAUGCAGUGCAGGCGCUGUCGGCAACAAGUCGUGCAAAGCAUCUCUUUGGCUAUGUGGAGGACUUUGUGUCCAAAGACAUGAUGUCCGACAUUGCGACUGCCGAGGAGAGAUCUGCCUUCUUGAAAGACAACUUGGCGACGGAAGUCCACCACAACCUGUCCAGCUACUUUCCACUGGACCACAAAGUCUUCUGUCGCUGGAAACAGCAAGAUGUUCCGGCUCUGGCGCCGGAGGCCUGUCUUGCCCGGGCCACAAACCGAAGGUGCUUGGAAAUCCAAGUGAGUGGCACAUGCUGCUACGAUUGGUCGUCGAUGAACCAGAAGGCCCUCAGGUCGCAUGGUCCUUCGCAGGUCUCUUUCUUGUGGUGGAAGGAGGGCCUCAAAGCCCACCAGCCAGACUUGCUCCUGCGCGAGAACGUUAUGCGAUUCCACGUGGAGCAUCUCAUGGAUGGGCUCGAAGACUUGUACUCUGCCUUCCAGUUCACCCUUUCACCGCUGGACAUUGGAUGGCCGGUGAGACGGCCAAGGCGCUUCACUGCUUUGGUCCAUCGUCGAUGGCACUGUUCCGCUUCGCAGUCCGACUUCGAGUUUCAUUUCGGUGCUUCUGCGGCCAUGACGGGCAGCGAUCUACUGGCUAUGCCACCGAACAUCGUCGAGGAAUACUUCCGAAACAAACUCCGUCAGAAACUCUGCCACAAAGAAGGCCUUCUCGAAGCAGCUGAUUUCAGACGAGUGCUGACUCCGCGGCAGAGAAAAAUGCUUGAGGAAUUUGAGGAGCUCGCUGCCAAGGACGGGGGCGAGCUGGGCGAGGACUUCUUGGUCGACUUGUCCCAGACCGCCGAGUGGACCACGGUCGCAAACAGUGCCCCGAUCUGGAGCCACAAGCUGCAGCGCACGGCCUUGCCAGCAGAGCACAUGCUGCUGCAAGGCGUCCCGCUGCUAGAGGACAAGAGUCCGUGGAAGCAGUUCGUGCUUGACAAGGCCGUGGAUCCAUGUUUUGACAGCAUGUUUCUGAACUUGUCCGGGAAUGCCAUGCAUCGUGCUGUCAUUGGAACAUGGGCUGCGUAUAUCGUCGGCUCCCUGUCCCCUUGUGCCUCGCCUUCCUCAUUUCGAUUCCGGUCCACGUCAGAGCUGACAAUCACGGGUGACGAGCAGCUUGAGGGGCUUCUUGCAGCUGCUGAUGCCUUCGGCAAUGCAGCUUCCACUGGUCGGAGGGCCAAGUCGAAAGCAAAGGCGAAGGCGAAGGCCUCAGGUGAGGCCCGUGUGCUCGGGGUUCCUGCUCCAAAGAAGGCUCCGGGACGUGAGACGUACCGUGGCCUCAAGUGCAUGAUCUGCCAGUGCGAAGAUUGCACUGGCAAGAAUCCGUAUUGUCAGAAGUGCAAAGCUGACGUGGACAGCUUGGCGAAGACCGCGAAGGACGAUGGGUGGGUCGAGAAAUACGAAGAUGCGAAGCGCAACGAGCGCACCUUCCGGAAAUUGGUCCGGGAUUAUCAGUUGGAGUGCCCGUCGAAAGGCAAAGGCCGCGCCCGUGUGCAGUACUCCAAGUCGAGAGCUCUCGAGAUCAUCGCCAACGAGCAGAUUUCCGACGAGGGCACGCGCAUGGCGAAGAUGGACUGGUUUGACUUUGAGGCCUUCUACUCGCAGAAGAAGCUUUCGCCCGAAGACAUCGAGACAAAAUGGCGGACCCGUCUCGCUGCAGAGGGCGCUUACGACCUGGAAGGCGAGAACAGAGCCUUUCCAGAACGACUGCUCGUGAGGAAGGAGGACUACGUUGACUCCAAGGCUCGCCGCCGCGUCUCCCACCAGCUUGUCAACGAAGCCUCCCCGAAGGUCGCGAAGGAAUCCUUCCUCGAGGACACCGCUGACGACCGACCCGCGAACUUCUUCUCGUCUGAGGCGAACAAGUUCUUUGAAGCGAGACCAAAGCGACGGGGUUCCACAGGCUCCAACGCCUCCGCCGGUUCCCUCUCCAGUGCGCCUGCUGCAGCUGCAGACGAAGAGAACGGAGAGAAAGAGAAACUCGUUGGCGGUGACCUGACAGUGUCGCGGCUGAAGGCCUUCGACGAGACCGGGGAGCAGCUCCAGAAGGCUCUCGAGACCCUUGGCGCCACAAUCGCCAAGGUGGAGAAGGAGGCGCUUGGUUCCGUUGCAAGGGUGAACGAUAUCGACGGCGAGGGUAUCGUGCAAGACUACAAAAGCAUAGUCUGCGAGAACUUGGGUGUCGGGGCCCUCGACGAGCUCACGCCAGAGCAGAAGCAAGACUUCUUUGCUCGCUCCGGCCAAGAACGGCUGGCAGGGCCGUGGUUCUUAGCCAAACGGCUCAAGAACAAGAUCUCUCAAGACUUUGGUUCGCUUUGGUCCUGUGCCUGCCCUGAAGAAAAAGGAAUGAGCCAGCUGCAAUACGAUGACAGCUGGAGCCAGCGCGACAUUUUGCUGCAGAACGCGCUCACGGGCCAAGUCUCGCCUGUUCCAAACAAAACCUUGCUCCGGAGCGCGGGCAGCGUUCGAGACUUGCAGAAGCAGCUCAAAAGCAUCACAAGCGCCGAGGAUCUGCCAAAGGCCGCGGAGCAGGUGAAGGGCAUGGUGAGCACAUGGCGUGCCUUGGCACAGUCCGUGACCGUGGCAAUGCAGGAAGCCUCCAGAGCGAUCCGGGAGGUGACGAAGAAGCGGAAGCGCAAGGAAAAGGAGGAGGAGAACAAGCAGAAGAGGGCGGCCGCAGCGGAGGCGAAGGCCCUUGCAAAGCAAGCCCAGCCCAAGGCACCGGCGGCAAAGGGUCCGACAGCGAAUCCUGAUGUUCUGGUCGAGCUCUUCGGCAAGCUCUCGAGCAUUGAGAAGGUGACGGAGGCCAACGGUGACUCCUUCUUCGACGACCUCGGCCCUUCUGUGUCGAGGUGUGUGACGGUCAAUGUCCCCACGCCGGUUGAGAUCGUCGGGCAGCCCUUCUUUGAGGCCCGGCUUGCCAUCUUCAUGAGCCAGUUUCCGGGGAGCUCGGCUGCCUUGAACACCGGAAGGGCGUUCAUGAAGAUCGGGGCAGCGGAGAGCAAGCUUGGCAACUACUACGCAAAGUUGUCGUCGACUUCCCGGCCCGAGAAGUUGGCGGAUGCGCAUAAGGAUUUCAUGGUGCCCGGCUUCGUUGGUCUGGUUGCAAAGAAGACAAGCUUUCAGAUCCUGGAUCUUGCCUCUUUCCGGCACAGCUUCGGCGACAACAAGCUGGACAUCGUCAUGAUGUCGCUGGACAGCUUCUUCGUCACGUGCAAGGAGCUUGGCAUUCAGAACAACAUUGCCUCAAUGGUUGCUGCUGCGAUUGCCAUGGAUGAGAAGAUGAAGGAGGCUGUCAUCAAAGGCGGCGUCCAGAUAUCCUUGGAGCCUGGUCAGCUGCUGUACCUGCCGCCGCUGGUCGUGGUUUGGGAGCGAUGCGAAGCUCCUGCGUCCUGGAUCAGCUACAAGUGGGUUCCCGAAGCCGCUGAGGGUCUGCUUGCGACGAUCAAGGCGGCGUUCGAGUUGGAUGGCUGGCCGGGCAAUGACGUGUUGUCUCGCUGCCGCACCAACAUGCAGAUCAUGGCAGACGCUUGGAAUGUGAAGUGA